GUCAGAGAAGGGCAACCGGAGACCAACAAUCAACAAAAUGGCACCAAAGAAGAGCACCAAGACGUCCGACAACAUCAACGCCAAGCUUGCCUUGACUAUCAAGUCCGGCAAGGUCACUCUUGGCUACAAGUCGACCCUCAAGACCCUCCGCUCCGGCAAGGCGAAGCUCGUCAUCAUCGCUGGCAACACACCUCCUCUCCGCAAGUCUGAGCUCGAGUACUACAGCAUGUUGGCCAAGACCGCUGUCCACCACUUCUCCGGCAACAACAUUGAGCUCGGCACUGCCUGCGGAAAGCUCUUCCGCUGCUCCACCAUGGCUAUCCUCGACGCCGGUGACUCGGACAUCCUUAGCUCGCAAGUCCAGUAAACGGGUCGACUGAUGGUCGUGGAGGAAUGGAGACAAUGUGGCAUAGCACAGGCGUUGGGAAGAUGCAGAGAUCUUCUUCGCGUUUCAAUUUGCUGCAUCAGAGAUGAUGCGGCAGGAAGUUGUGCCGAGCUUCCAGAAGGAAGACGGGAUAACUAUACAAUAGCUAGCCAAUAGGCCGUGCAAAUGCCAAUACUGUGCCAUAGC
Molecule: messenger RNA, 571 nt
Organism: Zymoseptoria tritici IPO323
Lineage: Eukaryota; Fungi; Ascomycota; Dothideomycetes; Mycosphaerellales; Mycosphaerellaceae
Product: 60S ribosomal protein L30
Exons: 4
Coding region: 38-367 (109 amino acids)
Cellular component (GO): cytosolic large ribosomal subunit
Molecular function (GO): structural constituent of ribosome; RNA binding
Source: RefSeq, a predicted model, not a curated record